Molecule: messenger RNA, 4399 nt
Organism: Chara braunii
Lineage: Eukaryota; Viridiplantae; Streptophyta; Charophyceae; Charales; Characeae
Source: the annotation of a GenBank genome assembly
GGGCUUCUCUCUCUCUCUGCGCUACGUAGUUUGAGGCCCUCUUUCUCUCCUCUCUCUCUCUCUCUCUCUCUCUCUCUCUCUCUUCUCUGGGCUACGUGCGACGUGCUUCGUGCUACGUGCUUUGGUGAACUUGGUGCUUCGUACACAUUGCACGUGGGACGUGCCAGGUCCUACUUGCGUCGGUGCUGGCAACGUAAAUCUGGUCUGGUUCUACGUGAUUCGUGAGCUUGGUGCUCCCUGCUUCGUGAGCUUGGUGCUGCUGCUUCGUGAGCUUGGUGCUACGUGAAUUAGCACUGUUGUUACAGGACUGGAAAUUUUAGAAGACUUUUAGAGCAAGGUUUUGCGGAAUAAAAUAUUUGUGUACUUUGAGGCGCGGUGUACUUUUGCGGAACUUUGAGAACUUUGGCGGCUGCGCGAAAUCGUGGCCGAAGGCUCGCGCAUUGACGGUUGAUCGUUGUCGGCUGGAGGACCGUCGGCAUGGCUGACUCAAACCGCUCAUCUCCAGAGAGCAUAAUGCCUUUGUCUCCUCAAUGGCUCAUUGCACGCCCGUCUGACAGGGCGGGAACUACUAAUGUGGGUGCUGAUGCGAGCUUGGGGGGUCCUGGAGAGGAAUUGCUAGAAAUUACUGUGGCUGAUCCGGUGAAGCAAGGUGAUGGGGUUCAGGCUUAUGUCUCGUACCGUGUUAAUACGAAGACGAAUUUGCCGAACUACCGAAGGAAGGAGUUUUCAGUGAUCCGCCGCUUCAGCGAUUUUCUGUGGCUCCAUGAACGUCUAACUGAGACCCACCGAGGAGUCAUCAUACCUCCUUUGCCAGAGAAGAACGUUGUCGAGAAAUUCAGAUUCAGUGCGGACUUUAUUGACAUGAGGCGUCAAGCACUUGACAUGUUUAUCAAUCGCGUAGCAGCCCAUCCAUUGCUACGCCAGAGUUCUGACCUGCAGCUCUUCUUGGAAGCAAGCGAAGAUCUCUGGAGCUUGGAAACCGCACGUGCGCACGAGGCUAACUUGCUGAAGAAAAAACCAUCUGAUUUCAUGCAGCUCUUCAGGGAUGUUCAGGCCAAGGUUGGAAGCAUGGUGCUUGGCAAGGACAAAGCUCAGUCAGAGGUGGAUGAAGAAUACGAAAGCUUGAAGUCCUAUGUGGCAGCAUUAGAGACCCACCUAGCAGAGGCACGAAAACAAGCAGAGCGGCUUGUGAAAAGACAGCGAGACCUUGGACAGGCACUGGCAGAUUUUGGAAUAGCAGUUUUGAUGCUGGGAGACUGUGAGGGGGGUUCGCUGGGGCAUGUCUUCAAGGAGCUUGGAAAGCGGUCGGAUGCUUUGUCCGCAGCAUCACAGAAGCAGGCCCAAGAGCUUACGAGCAAGCUAGAGCAACCAUUGAGAGAAUAUGUCCGCAUGAUCCUCUCGAUAAAGCAUGUGAUGUCUGACAGGCAGAGUGCACUAAGCCAAUGGCAGCAAGGCACAGCGGAGUUAGCAUCGAAGAGGGUGAAGCUGGAGAGACUUAAGCAAGCACAGCCACCUGUGAGAGCAGAAAGGAUUGCAGAGAUGGAUGCAGAGAUUGAGGAGUGCAAGAAAAGGGAAGAGGAACUGAAGAGAGCAUAUGAAGUGCUGGUGGAGACCAUGCAUGCAGAAAUGGUGAGAUUUCAGCAGCAGAAGACACAAGACCUGGCGACCAUUAUGCGGAAUUUUGCUCUGGCACAGGCACGGCUAGCGGAUGAGACCGCAAAGGUUUGGCAGAGUUUGCUGCCUGACGUUCAGAAUUUACGAAAGCCAGCUGUCGGUGGUGACGGAAACACGCUCGCCUAACCACUGACUGCUUGUUUCCAUCUACACACGGUAUGGCUCAUCAUCUCAAGCCUGCACAGCGGGUGAAUUCCGCCUUCCCUUUUUUGGUAAGUUGGUGCGAUGAUGUAUUUGCAUGAUAAUCGUGUUCACGGAGUGACCACCACACAAGCCAUUUGCAAUGUCAAACACCCUGGUCUUACUCCAGACUCCCUUGUGCCACAUUACUGUUGAAUGAAGAGUUUUGCUGUGAUUAUAGUAUUUUACUCGUCUGCGUUCAGUCGAGAUUGAACUCAGGUCUGUAUUUCAACAGUUUCAGGGAUGUACCAACUGAGUGAGGCCAGUUGCUGUGGUUCACGAUACUCUUACCACCUGGAUCUCUUCUUCUGAUAACUGCUGCUCCCUCCUUGCUGCAACCCUAUGGUGAGGUGAUCGAGGAGAUUUUUGUGAUCAUGCGCACACGGAUCUUGAUGGCUUCGGACAGGCUCUAGAUGUUGACUAGUUUAGACAGGCUCUAGAUCUUGAUGAGCUCAGACAGGCUCUAGAUCUUGAUGACAUCAGACAGGCAUGGACAUAGAGAGCCCUGGAUACGAGGGUUUGGUAUGUGGCUUGCAAAUCUUGAGAUUCAGCGGCAUGGAUGCGCACUGCAUGCACGUGGCCUCUUUUGGCUCUUGUGGUGAAUUGGUUGUGUGUUGUCUCCAUGUCCUGGAGAUCACAUGUUUCCGUGAUGAAGGAACACAUCUGCCAACCUUGUCUGGUGGCCGUUUUUUAACCACGGUCAGCCGGCUGAUUAAGGUUAGCAGGAGAUAAAGCUGUUGAAGGCUUGAAGCAUGUAAAGCUUGCUGAACGUGUUCAUGUCCGGAGGCCAGAUUCCUUGCAGUUUGCGCUGCUUCAGGGCAUAUGUUGUUGAAAAGUGACCUGUAGCAUAUGCCGUUGAAUAGUGACCUGUGGCUUGGCAUGUAGCCAGAGUUCUGAUGCAAAUGCAUAGUGAUCGAUGACUUGUGUAAUGUGUGAUCCAGCGUUCCGAUUUCAAUUGUUUGGAGACAAUGUGAAGGGUACCGUGGGAUUCAAACCCAUGGUGUGAAAGCAUUACGCGUAUCGUACUUAAUCAUGGAUCAUGGAUCAUGGAUCAUGGAUCGACAAGUCAAAUUUGGACCCUGUUCAAGGACAAAUGCAAUGUGGCCCCAAGUACAAGGAGGUAGUUGUUGGUUAUAAAAUUAUAUAAAUAGAAGAAACACCUCUGUCUGGCUUCCUCCUCAUAGCGUCAAGCGUUGCAGAACAUCAAUGGGACCGUGUCACUUUUGCUGGUCUAAGGUGACUGCCUGAGCUAGAUGGGCUCACCCAUGUCACCUAUACGGGAAGUGAUGUUCGAGUAGCAGCUCGCCAGGAUGCGAAAUGCAGUGAGAUCGGGACACAGUUAUGGCCGAGGGGUGGGAAGCGCAGGGCAGUUAUGGCUUCAAAAGGAAUUGACUUCGGGCAUCAUAAGCCACGGUUCAGCAGGCAGAGGGACAAGGGGAGAUUGGAAGGCAGAGAGCGGGGCAUGGAUACAAUUUCUUGUGGUGUGAGAUGAAGAUGGUGGGGGGUUAAGGGCGAAAGGGGAAGGAAGAGGAAGAGCUGGGAGCAGUGCAAGAUCUCUGCCAGCGAGUGCGCAGCAGUGGGUGGUGCUGAGGCAAUGGACGAUCCUGCGUCCCAUGGACUGUUAGAUAAGUCAACAUGUGUGUGGUCAAAGUCAACAUGUGUGUGUUUGGAAAGGGAGAGUGUUAAUGAAGUUGUAACAGUGAUAUAUGUAGGGUUGAGCUCCUUUGGAGAGUCGUUGGGGGCACAUCUUAGUUGCGCUCCUUUGGAGAGUCUUUGCGGGCAGGUCUUUACUUGUGCAGCAAGUUGUGCUCCUUUGGAGAGUCUUUGGGGGCAGGUCUUUACUUGUGCAGCAAGUUGUGCUCCUUUGGGCAGUCUUUGGGGGCAGGUCUUUAGAGGAAGAACAGCUGGUACAUCAUCCAACUAAGCAAGAGAGGGGAAUGAAAAGAAAUGGAGGUGAACUAUGUUAUAAUUGUGUUAUUGUCAACGGCUACAGUACGUGGGGAAGUAGUUUGUGUUGUCAGUUGUCAAUGCUCUUGUCGACACUGUUUGGCAUGUUUCAGGAAAUAGUUGUUGAUCUAUGUAAGUCCUUGUCUUGUCCAUCUUUUUUUUUUUUUUUUUUUUUUGAGCUGGGUUAUCCACUUGUUGCCUGGUCCUCGGUUUGGUUUGCUGAGCACGUGGAUAGUGGACGAGGGGCGCUGUCAGCACUUGGGAGAAUCAGAUCAUACUGUGGUUGGCAUGCUGAUUCGUUCCUCCUUGAACUUUAUGCUUCUGCUUCCCCUUGACGAGGGGGAGUUAAAUGCCACAUGUCUGUAGGGUGUCCUCGAUGAGAGCCAACAACGAAGGCUUUCAGCAGCCUGCCACCUACCAGAUCCCAAAACGUACAGCCAUCGCUCUGUCUCUUAUACACAUCUAGAUGUGUAUAAGAGACAGCGGUGCACCUCGUGGCGCCAUGCGGCCAAAUCGUUUUUGCGGUCUAAUCACCACAUGGUUGAAUUGCUUUUGCCACGCAGAGCAUCAGCAGGGCCAACAAAAUUAUCUGGCUCUG